ACUGCCUGCCUCCCAGAUGCUGGGGCAGCGUGGCGGGAAGUGGAGCUCCUGUUGAUGCACGGCCCGGGACCGCCUGCCAAACCGACCGCUGAUCCGGAAGAGAAAUGAAGAGCUCGGCCAGGCCAUGGAGCGCCGUGCCCAAGCAGGGGAGCCACGGCGCAGAUCGGGGAAGGCCGCUGCCCGCUGCCUCGACGGGCAUGAAGGCCUCCAGGUCCUCUACCUCGCUGGCCUUUGACUCCCGCCUGAGCAAGCUGAAAAGAGCCAGCAGUGAAGACAUGCUGACGAAGCCCGGCGUCGCCACGGCUGCCUCGGGGGCCUCCCGGCUGAAGAAGACCGUCACGACCGGGGCCAUCUCGGAGCUCGCUGAGAACCGGCUGCGGCCGAGCACAGGUUCCAUCCCAUCUGCAAAGCGUACCGGGAUCCCCGCACCUCGGGAGUUGCCGACCACGGUAACCCGAGAGAAGGCAGUCCUGAGACCCAGAAAGGCCCAGCCCAGCCCGACUUCUUCAGGAACGCCAACGCCCACCAAGCACUCGCGGCCCACCCUCAAGUCCAAGAAUGAGGCGGAGGGCGCCGAUCGGUCGGUCCUGGAGGCCCAGGUCAAGGGGCUUUUGGCCGAGGCCAAGGCGAAGGAUUCCGAGAUCACCAGACUCCGGAGCGAGCUGAAGAAAUGGCUGGAGAAAGAGCCACCGGGGGGCUAUGACCCCGUCGAGCUGAUGGAUCCGAGUGGAGAGCCGUUGAUCCAGGCUCUCCGGGAGAAGAACUGGACUUUCCAGCAGGAACUCCUGAGUGUGAGGGAAGAGAACCAGCGGCUGAAAGAAAAACUGAGUCACCUGGAGCACUCGCCGUUGUCCGAUACCAUGAGCAGCAGCAGCCUUCCGACCCCCACCACGCAGGAGUCCAGCUUCGGCAGCCCAACGAAGCCCCCCGCCCAUGGUGACGGGGGCGACAGCCACCCCUGCGUCAACGGCCCCCCCUUGCGGAACUCCAGCUCCUCCAGCAGCGACGUGACCAAGGCGUCCCUCUCGCCCGACGCGUCCGACUUUGAGCACAUCCUGGACGUGCCGUCGAGGCCGCUCUCGUCCGCCAGCAGCAACCCCUUCAAGGCCUCGCAGUGCUCGACCGCGGGGAGCUCCCCCAACAACGUCAGCGACCUGUCCGUGGCCUCCCUGACCGAGAGGAUCCAGCGCAUGGAGGAGAACCACCACUGCACGGCGGAGGAGCUGCAGGCCACCCUGCAGGAGCUGUCCGACCAGCAGCAGGUGGUGCAGGAGCUGACCGCCGAGAACGAGAAGCUGGCCGAGGAGAAGGCCCUGCUGGAGAGCUCCUUCUCCCAGCAGCGCGAGCGGGCCGAGCAGCUGGCCAGCGAGAACGAGAAGCUGAGCGCCCGUCUGCAGGAGCGCCCCAAGGGCGACGAGCUGGAGCAGCGCUGUGCCGAGCUGCAGGAGAAGGCGCAGUUCGAGCGGGAGAAGAUGCUGAACAUCCAGCAGCAGCUCACCUGCAGCCUCCGGAGCCUGGAGCGCGAGCACCAGGAGUCCCAGGCAGCCGUCAGGAGCCUGCGGGAGGAGAAGGAGCGGCUGGCCGCCCUCCUGGAGGCCGAGCGGCAGGGCGGCGCGGCCCUGGCCAGGACCCUGGAGGACUGCAAGGUCUCCCUGGAGGGGCUGAAGAUCGAGAGCAGCUCCCUCCGGUCCCAGCUGGAGAGCGAGAGGAGGAAGGCCGCGGCGAUGGAUGCCGUGGGGGGUGGCGCCGGCUGCUCGGAGGUCCAGGAGAUGCUGAAAGGGGCCCGCGCGGAGAAGGACCAGCUGGAGCUCACGUGCACCGAGCUGCGGCAGGAGCUCCUGAAGGCGCACAGCGAGGUCAAGACGCUGCAGGGGCAGCUGGCCAAGGUCGAGAAGGAACGCGGGGAGCUGAAGGAGGCCUGUGAGCAGCAGUCCGAGCAGCUAAGCCGAACUAGCCUCAAGCUGCAGGAGAAGACGGCGGAGAACGAACUGGAGAUCAAGAACCUGAAGGAGACCAUCUUCGAGCUGGAGGACCAGGUGGAACAGCACCGGGCCGUCCGGUUGCACAACAACCAGCUCAUCGGCGACUUGGAGAGUAAUCUCCUGGAGUUGGAGGACCAGAAGGCGGAUUUGGAGAGGCAGCUGAAAGCCUUGAACAAGCAGAUGAAGGAGGACGCCGAGGAGUGGCGCCGCUUCCAGGCCGAUCUGCAGACCGCCGUGGUCGUGGCCAACGACAUCAAGUGUGAGGCGCAGCAGGAGCUGCGGCUGGCGAAGCGCCGGCUGCUGGAAGAGGAGGAGAAGAGCGCCCGGCUGCAGAAGGAGCUGGAGGAGGCGCGGGGUGGAGGCAGCCGAUCUCUGAUUCCAGUCAAUUAACCCAGCCCUGGAAAAACGCUCUGUCCAGCGUGGGACUCAGCGCCUCCUCCAACAACCUCUACUCAAAAAUCAGAAUUUUAACCUGAGCAACAAACAUUGGCGCUCUUAAAAAGAGAGAGAGAAAUCCAGUGCUAUGUCUGGUCAGUCUGCAAUGUAAACCACAAAGGUCAUUCUUGCCCUUUCUCUUUUUCCACAAUCAAAUUGGCUGGCUUUUUUUUUUUUUUCCCCACCUGCUGAUGGUUGUGUGAAGCUCAGAGCUUGAACUUGGCGUACCAAACAAGCUGACCUCCCUCGUGGAGAAGGGACUGCCUUCCGUGCUCACGAGGUUUUCUCCUGAGAUAGUUCUGCCAGGUUACCUCUUUGUGUCUUUCGGAUUUUCCCACCCGCUGCUGGGCGUGCAGGGCAUGAAAAUUAAGACGGCGCAUUCGGAACCACUCAUCGGGUGUCGUCCGCCUCCCAGGGUGUCUCGGAGACCAGCCGCUAGAUGGCAGCUCUCGCCUUGGAAACACAGGAGAGUUUUUCUUGCUUCUGGAUAGUUCUGGGAACAGGAUGGUGGAGCGAAAGCCCAUCACUUGCUGCCCUUCCUGAGAUCUGUGGGCAGAGCAAGGUACCAGGGCAAGAGAUGCGGCAUGUGACCCAGCAAACUUGCAAGCUCUUUGGAUCCCCUGGAUCACAAGGGAAGCUGCGGAGUGAUCCCCCCGCGGAGUGGAAAAGAAUCUCGAACACUUCUUCUGGUUUGGGGGAAAAUGGAAGGGGGAAAAUGCUAUCGCAGUGAUGGCGUGGAUGCUUCCCCCUUUCGCAUCCUUCCCAAAGGGUUUUGUUUGGAACGGCCUACUCAGGGAAAGAGUGCGGAAUCCGUGGCCACGUGCUCCGGCUGGCACUCCUGGCACUGCGCCUGCGUUUCCAUGGAUCGAGCGCUGGGCAGCUUGUGGAGGAGGCACUGGGGUUGCCUGUUUGGCCACCAGCCCCAGGCGGGAGCAGUGGUGGGCAAGCCAGACCCCCUCACCGUUUGGAGGGGUCCCCGGCCUGCCCCCUUGGCAGUGUGGCUCUUCCUGUGAGACUACAGCCUGGGAGUCCUCACCUCUGCACUGGCGCCCGCAAGACGUCGACUCGAUCCCGCCUCGCAAGCCUGGAGCCGCAGGCCGGAUUUUUCUUCAACUUGCUGCUCACAGGGUGAAAGAGGAGCCUCAUGGGACGGCAGUGGGCCGGAGCCUCAGAGCCGGCCUUCCCCAAGCCGGUGCCCUCCAGAUGCGCCCCUUGCCCCGGUUGGGAAAGGCUGCUCCAAUCGCCGCCUCCUUUAGGGAUGCAGGAACAAAAAUUCACCAGGCCCCCUUGGCCGGGUUCCCUCUUCAGAGGCUCGUGUGCCGCAGUAGCUCUGUGCGCUUGCGGAGUGUCCUCCUGGCCGCUCCUCGCGCGUGUUGCCUUGUAUGUGGGCAGGGAGGGAGGGGGAACCUUUGGCCAGGUGUGCCAAAUAAACGUGUCCUCCAUGAUGAGGGUCCCAGCGCCUCGUCCUUCUCCUCUGCCUUGAGCACCCGAGCCCGGCCAUUCCUCGCUGCAGUGGCCGGAAGGACAGCUUCUUUCCUGGUUUUUUUAAUUUUUAAAUCCGGAGGGUGGAUUUUGGGACCGGGUCGUGGCGUUAACAUGCGCAGCUCUGCUCGGGGAGAAGGCUGCCGUGUGGCUGGUACCUCCGUGGUCAGCAGUCGUCUGCGUCCAAAAAUCCAUCGCUGUAUCACGGGAGAAGAGGAGGAGUUGUGCGUUACAUUUCUGGCCCUGCGGGAGACGUUCGGCCGGCUGCUCUGCAAACAGCCAAGGCUGGGUGGGCCUUUGCUCCGGUCCAGCCGAGUUCCUCAGGCCGUGCAAGUGUCGGAGUGCCUGCUCGCGAUGGCCCGGGCCCCAUCCUCCAGCGUCCGGCACAUGCCCCCCAGAGCUCCAGGGACCUCUGCCCGCCCUUUCUUCUUUCCUGCCCCUGUCAGUGAGCCCCCACCCC
Molecule: messenger RNA, 4359 nt
Organism: Varanus komodoensis (Komodo dragon)
Lineage: Eukaryota; Metazoa; Chordata; Lepidosauria; Squamata; Varanidae
Gene: SPECC1
Product: sperm antigen with calponin homology and coiled-coil domains 1
Exons: 8
Coding region: 105-2372 (755 amino acids)
Biological process (GO): actin cytoskeleton organization
Cellular component (GO): microtubule organizing center; filamentous actin
Molecular function (GO): protein binding
Source: RefSeq, a predicted model, not a curated record